AUGAACGUAUUCGGUCAUAAAUUUUUGAGCCGAGGAAUCCACCCUGACAAGAAAAAAAUCGAAUCAGUAGUCAAUGCCCCAGCUCCAAAAACAACAGCAGAAGUAUGCUCCUUCCUUGGUGUCGUCAACUAUUGUUCGCGAUACGUCAAAGAUUACAGCACAACUACCUACCCCCUUCAACAGCCGUUAAAAGAGAAAACCAAGUUCCAUUGGGGAGAGGAACAACAAAGCAGUUUCGUGAAAUUAAAGGAUGCCAUCACCAGAGCCCCAAUCCUAGUUCAUUAUUCCAUUUCAGCACCAACUCGAAUAGUCGUGCACGCAUCACCUUGGGCUGUUGGCGCAGUGCUCCUCCAACAACAAUCCGAUUGCACCUACCGCCCAAUUGCAUUUGGAAGUCGUUCUCUUACCGAAACCGAAAUGAAGUAUUCACAAAUUGAGAAAGAGGCGUUAGCCGUUGUAUUUGGAUGCGAACACUUCCAUAUAUACUUAUAUGGCAAGUCCUUUGAAAUGGACACCGAUCACCGCCCACUUGAGUACAUAUUCAAACCCAAAUCAACCGGAAAACCAGCGCCAGCACGAGUAGAAAGAUGGUUACUUAGAUUACAGGAAUACGAUUUUACCGUGAUAUACAGACCAGGUCCACAAAACCUAGCUGAUGCACUUUCUCGGUUACCCAACAAGAUCCCGAUAAGUAAUAUGGAAAGCUGUGCAGAUUGA
This is a messenger RNA of Paramuricea clavata, 717 nucleotides long. NCBI's taxonomy places the organism in Eukaryota, Metazoa, Cnidaria, Anthozoa, Malacalcyonacea, Plexauridae. The record is from the annotation of a GenBank genome assembly.